AUAGAUUUCAGGAAGUGGAAUUCCUCGUAGAUUCGUAGCGGGCAAGUAGAAAAAAGACGAUGUAAUGGUUCAGGCAAUAGUAAAAGAAACAUGGAAGUUUAUUUUCUAUGUGGUCUCAUUUGUUUCGGCCUCACACCUGCGACGCUAGGAGACGAUGGGCAGGUGACGUUCGUGUCUGAGCUCUCCUCUAAACCUGCUCAGAAGUUGUCAAAGUAUGGAUGGUAUGGCAAUGUGAGGCUGCAGAGGUUUCAUAUACCAGAGGAGACUGCAGUGGCUCGCUGGGUGUUCACUGUCACAAAGGGACACAGUUUUCACUGUGCACAGCACAACGUCACCAUCCAUAUACGAUGGGGUGCCCCUCCAGUGAUUAACCCAGUAGGGUCUGUGUUUCCCAAUAACACCUUAUGGACUCCCUGUGUAUCUCUGAAACUACCCGUGACCUCACAUAGCUCCACCACCUUUAACUUCUCCAGUCCUGCACCUGGUGAUUGGUACAUUGCAGCACAUUUGCCUGAAGAUGAUGGCCGUAUAGAGCAGAAGGGCUUUCCAUCCUGCUCCUACUUCUUCCAGCCUCAGCUUUCAAUCAGGAGGGCAGUGGACACGCCUGUUUUACACCAGGGCACAUUCCUCCAACAGACUGUAGCCCCUGAUAGACCUGCACGCCUUAAGUUGUACGUUCCAGAGUUUGCCUCCUCUUUCUCCAUUUCUGUGGCCGACUGCUCAUCAGAAGAGGAACCACACAAUGAGAACUGUUCACUGGUCUUCAGGAUCGGUUCGGUUUCUCUGCAGGAGGAGCCGCUGACAGUGAACUGCUCAGGGAUUGAGUGCUCUGCAACUCUUGCAAACCCUCCUUGGGACGCCUGGUUACAAGUUGUUGUGGAGAGCAACCAUGACAACCGAACUGUGGCGUUCAGCAUUGUCUCAAACUACACAGUGGCAUGUAAACCAAAAAGUGUGGGCCUUACAGUAGAUGAUGACUUCAGAAAGCUUCGUAACAACAGCAGCUCUACCAACUCGACAUCAGCAGGCAACAGUUCAACGGCCGCAGAAACACUUGCCUUUAGCAACGUAACAGCAUCGCUACUGACACCUUUGUCGGCCUCGGCGUGUGUGUGGAACAUCCCUGUGCUCUAUGAGGAGGUGGAUGUUCUGUCACUACGAUUCACCCCCGUCAACGGACCCAACGUCAGCGUCACAGAUACACACCCCACCCUGCUCAGCUACCCACUGCAGACACUGGCCACCGGUGGCACACUCAAUCUACAGCUCACACUGAACACUACAAAUGUGACCCUGGGAAACAGCAGCACUGUGGUGGCCUGUUUCUCUCCGUGGGCUCCAGUCCUUGAACUCAACAACUCUCAGCCCUGCCGCACAGCUUUAUUUGGAGGUUAUAUUGUUCAUGUGAACACCAGUGUCUCCAAAGCUGUGAUCAGACUGCCCUUCCCUCAGUCAACAACAUGGUACCUCACACUGCAGCUCACAUGCAACAGCAGUGACUGCGGUAACACGUCAGUGGUUUCUGUGGUGCCGGAGGUGUUCAUCAGUGCCUGUGUGGAGGAUUGUGGGAAAUAUGGUGAAUGUAGACUACUCAGAUCCUACACUUACCUGUACGCUGCCUGUGUCUGCAAGGCCGGCUGGAGUGGGUGGGGCUGCACCGAUGAUUCCAAAGCUCAGUCGUACCGUCGCCAGUUGACAGCAACUCUUCUACUCACAUUUAGUAACUUGUUCUUCCUGCCUGCCAUAGUGGUGGCGGUCAAACGUGGCUACAUCACUGAGGCCUCAGUCUACCUCUUCACAAUGUUCUUCUCCACGUUCUACCAUGCGUGUGACCAGCCGGGUGUAGCCGUACUGUGUAUAAUGAACUACGACACCCUACAGUACUGUGACUUCUUGGGGUCCGUCUGUUCCUUCUGGGUCACCAUCCUGUGCAUGGCUCGCAUUAGAGACACAUUUAAAUAUACUCUGUUUAUGCUCGGAGCUCUGCUGUUAGCCAUGUCAAUGCAACUGGACCGCAAAGGAUUGUGGAACAUGCUGGGCCCCAUCCUCUGCGCCGUGACGGUGAUGGUCACUGCCUGGGUUUAUCGAGGUGUAAAGCGACAUCACUGCUACCCGCCUUCUUGGCAGCGCUGGGUCUUCUUCCUGCUCCCCGGGGCCCUGUGCGCUCUGAUAGGCGUUAGUGUGUUUAUCUUUGCUGAGACAGAAGACAACUACUACUACACGCAUUCGCUGUGGCACAUCCUGGUGGCCGCCUGCGUCGUGUUCCUGCUGCCGCCGAGGGAGAAGAGCAGGGAGUCGUCGGGCUGGAGCCGAGGCUGGAAUUGGAACUGGAACUGGAACUGGAGCUGGAGACCCCGGGUUUGUGGGUACACACUCUGUCAGAGCAGCAAAGACGAACUCUGCACGGUCACGUAGUGGGUCAUGUGACGUGGAUACGAGCACAGGGUGUCUGCACGUCUAAAGGUUCAGGGUGUAAGGUUUGGAGGAUCUAAUGGCAGAAAUGGAGUGUAGUAUUUACAGUCAUGUUUUCAUAGAGUGAGUAUUGUGUGUUAGCUACCGUAGAUACAGUUGUGCUCAGAAGUUUACAUAGCCGAGCAGAAUUUGUGAUUCUUUGGCCAUUUUUCAGAGAAUAUGAAAGACGAUAUAAAACAUUUUCUUUCUCUUGUGGCUACACUGCAAAAGUUAAAAUCUUACCAAGUGUAUUUUUCUCAUUUCUA
This is a messenger RNA of Sphaeramia orbicularis (orbiculate cardinalfish), 2717 nucleotides long. It is a transcript of the gene pgap6, whose product is annotated as post-glycosylphosphatidylinositol attachment to proteins 6. Bases 91 to 2415 code for a protein of 774 amino acids. Lineage: Eukaryota; Metazoa; Chordata; Actinopteri; Kurtiformes; Apogonidae. The transcript has 13 exons. Gene Ontology annotation, cellular component: membrane. The record is from RefSeq and is a predicted model, not a curated record.